GACCAUUCGUUCGUUUGUCCCCUUUUGUCGAAUUCGAAUACUAAAAAAAAACGUACGUCUCCAAUCAAUUCACACUCACUUUGAAAAAGUGUUUCUACUAUUUUUGCUCUGGUGCAGUUUAUUGCAUUUUAAUAUAAGAAUUUACUUAAAAUCGCAUCUGUGAUUUACUCAAACUUUCUUUAUUUUAAUAAAUUUAAAUCGUAGACAUAAUUAACCCUAUCAAAGUGCAGUUUGCAGACAAUCGGUGAUACUUCACACCUCUCUCUCUCUAUCUCAUUUCGUUUGGCAACAAAAAAAUUCAAUUGGAAAUGGUCAUGGAUGCACCUUCGCCACAGUCCGUUGGUCGGGAAUUCGUACGUCAGUACUACACUCUGUUGAACAAGGCUCCCGAUCAUCUACAUCGCUUUUACAACAAUUCAUCGAGCUUUGUGCAUGGCGGCCUGGAACCGCAAAAUCGCGAAGCCACACUGGUUGUUGGACAGAAAAACAUUCACAACAAGAUCCAGCAGUUGAAUUUUCGCGAUUGCCAUGCCAAGAUCAGCCAAGUGGAUUCACAAUCGACAUUGGGCAAUGGCGUUGUCGUUCAGGUAACUGGGGAACUGUCGAACGACGGCCAACCGAUGCGUCGAUUCACGCAAACAUUUGUGCUGGCUGCUCAGGCUCCGAAGAAGUAUUAUGUGCACAACGAUAUCUUCCGAUAUCAGGAUUUGUAUACGGAUGAAGAGAAUGAUGGCGAAAAUCGAUCCGAAAACGAUGAAGAUCAAGAUGGUGAGAAUGUCGUUGAGAAUAUCCAGCCCAUAUCUCAUCAACAGCCCAUUUACUAUCCAACCGGUCCAACAAUUCAAGGUUAUCCACAACAACAGCCACAAUUGCAGCAACAGCAACAGAUGAAUGGUGCUGUUCAUGAUGACCUUCAACCCGGCUUAGUCAAUCAAUCCAUUCAGACUCCCACGAUUCCGCAACAAUUGACCCUUCCAGCUGAUCCCAACAAUAUCUCGACCAUGCCUCCCGUUCAGAACAAAGUGGUUGAAACUGUUGAACCAGUACCGCAACAACCGACUCUGACUAUGGACACGGAAAUAUCAGCUUACAAUGAACAAAGCCUGCCAAUGGAAACGGAACCCACAAAAGACGCUAACCAACCGGAAAAAAUCAUCAGAGAAGACACAACCAAAACCAUACCAGCCGAACCACCAUCCUAUGCAAAUCUACUGAAAUCGGACACCAGCAGCGGAAUGAGCUUCGCAUCGGCAAUGUCAAAUUCAACGGCACUUAACUCCGGCAGUGUACGACCUGUGAAUACAUCCACAUAUUCAUCGCGCACACAGCAGGAUGCCCGAUCUGAAACCAGUCAAUCGCUGCCGGCCCAACAACGUCAAAUCAAUUCAAGACAACAGCCUCGAGAACGGAAAUCAAGCAAUGCAAAUCAGUAUGCGGACAACCAUCAACUGUUCUUGGGCAAUGUUCCACACCACGCUACCGAAGAGGCGCUGAAAGUAAUUUUUAGUAAAUUUGGAACGGUUGUUGAUUUGCGAAUUUGCUCAAAGCCUGGUGCUCGUGUUACCGGUGGUCGUUCGCCACCGAACUACGGUUUCAUAGUUUACGACGAUCCUGAAUCUGUGCAGCAAUGUUUGGCUCAUACGCCUCUCUAUUUCCCUGACGACUCUAAUGACGGCCAAAAACUAAACAUUGAAGAGAAGAAAACUCGUAACGUCAACGGCAGCAGCAGUGGUGGCGGCGGUGGCAACGUCGGAAUGAACCGUAAUAUGUCCGAAUCAAAGUACAGUGGCCCGCGAAUCGACCGAGGCAAUGAUCGAGGCAACGAUCGAGGUAACAACGACAAUCGCGGCAACGAUCGCAACAGCGGCGACCGAGGCAACAAUGACCGAGGCACCGAUCGUGGCCUGAACCGUGGACCGAGUUCGGCUGGCGGCAUUUUACGCGGUGCACCACGUGGCAACAGUGGCUCGAUGUCGAACAAUAAUGUACGCGGCACAUCAUUCAAUCGGAAUGCGGACAAUCGCAGCGGUGGCACUACUGGUGGUGUUAUCCGUGGCGGCAAUGGACAAGGUAACGGUCAACAAGCUGGCGGUAAUUAUACACGCCGUUAGACAGUACUGUAAUGAUGAGUUGAGAGAGAUUAACGGAGAGAGAAAACAUUAACGAGUUUAAACGAAAUGAAAUAGAGGGAGUGAGAGAAGAAUAAUAAUAACAACAAAAUAUAGAGAAAAAGAGAGAGAGAGAGAGAGAAACACACACAUACAUACAUUGAAAGGAAAAGAGAAAGAAAAUAAUUAAAAUUAAAACAGAAAAACCAACACAUUAAAUAAAUAUUAAAAUUUAAUAUCGGAUUGUCAUUCGCUGUCGUCGUUCUUUAUCGAGGAAUUGGAUUUGUUUUCUUUUUAGUGUUAUAACCAUUGCACUUCCAACAAACAAAAAAAUGUAACUUUGUAAAACAAACAAACAAAAAAGAAGAAGAAAAACAAUUAAAAGACUUUCGCGAGGCCAUCCCCUCUCAGUACAUGUCGUAAUUACAUAGAAUAAAUAAAAAAAAUUAAAAUUAAAAGAAAAAAAAUUAAUAAAAAAAUGAUAAAAAUUAAACAAUAAUUUAAAAAGCAAAAAAAAAACUAAAAAAAAGUCAAUGUGAAAUAUUUUAAUUUAUUUACUGUCAAAACUUCAACGUAACCUUAGCAAAACAGAGAGAGAAGAAGAAAAAUAAAACAGAAAGAGUUCUGAAUAGAGAGAGAGAGAGAGAGAAAUAAAAAGAAAAAUAUUUGUUAAGUAGUUCCAUUUUUGCAUAUUAUCAUAUCCACUUACCACCCUUUCAUCAAAAA
This is a messenger RNA of Bradysia coprophila, 2834 nucleotides long. It is a transcript of the gene rin, whose product is annotated as ras GTPase-activating protein-binding protein 2. Gene Ontology annotation, molecular function: mRNA binding. The record is from RefSeq and is a predicted model, not a curated record. Gene Ontology annotation, cellular component: cytosol; ribonucleoprotein complex. Lineage: Eukaryota; Metazoa; Arthropoda; Insecta; Diptera; Sciaridae.